UUGUCACGUCGUAACAAUGACAGCUCCUAAUCGGUGUUGUUACACAACUGUUGAUCCUCGCGGACGGGGCCAAUGUCACGAGCCACUGCGAAUAUCGAUUGCAAGGAAGACGCAUCCGGAAGGAAAUAUUGGGAAAAUAUUCUCCCGAGACGAGUAUAAAAGCUUCAAGUUGGACGGACACAGCAUCAUUCAUCUCAAAGCAGUUGAAGUGACAACGGCUAAAAUGAAGUCUUUAGUGUGUGUUCUACUUCUGGUUGCUAUUGUGGCGGCCGAGCCCCCACUGUUCCAGCCGCCGUCGCGGACCCAGCGCCUGGAGUUCCGGAGAGAUGCUGAAGACAGCUCUAAAGAACCAACUACGGAGAAAGCAGCUGAAGCGGUCCCCAAAAAUGUAGACACUAAUGCUGGUGGUGCUCCCUACCCGGCGGCUGGGUUCAGACCCGUCGUGCCCUUCAGUCUGCCCCCGAGAGCGCAGGCGUCUCCUCCAGGCACAUCAUACGGUCUUCCUGCCGACAGCUACGGGCCUCCACUAUUCAGCUUCGUGGGUCCCCCGUCGUGGUACGGUGCUCCGGCCAAGGCUGAGGAGAAACCCGAAGAGCCGAAGCCCACAGAAGCAGAAGCCGAACCCACGACUACCACCGAAGAGCCGACGACUGCCAAGCCCGAGGAGACGACUGUAGCAGCGACUACAGAGAAGGUUCCAGAGCGAGCCACCGGGGCGUACUAUGUUCUGCUGCCGGGGCCACAGCUGCAGCGGAUUGUGUUCUCCACGGAGAAUGACGUCACCAACAUGGCGUACACUGCGCAGAUCCAGUACAAGAGCGAGGACCGCGGGCCCAUCUUCGUGUACUCCCCCGCACCCGCGCCCCCCGCAGCCCCUGCGGCGCAGUACGGGGCCCCUAGCGCCGCCUACACUACGUACCAACUGGCCCCCGCGUACCAAUACCAAUGGCGAUAGGACUUUUAAUUGAUUCUUGAUUCCUUUGUGAGAUUAUUUAUUCCAUACUUUUCUGUUCGGUUAUUUAUUUUGGACGAGGUCGUAAUUUUUUAUGUUAUGCAAGGAGUUUGAAAUAAAAUUUCAGAAUUAGCAUAA
Messenger RNA from Plutella xylostella (diamondback moth), 1090 nucleotides. RefSeq lists its product as uncharacterized. The record is from RefSeq and is a predicted model, not a curated record. Lineage: Eukaryota; Metazoa; Arthropoda; Insecta; Lepidoptera; Plutellidae.